This is a messenger RNA of Chara braunii, 10430 nucleotides long. Lineage: Eukaryota; Viridiplantae; Streptophyta; Charophyceae; Charales; Characeae. The record is from the annotation of a GenBank genome assembly.
GACAACAAUCUGUUGGUCUUUUACAAGACCCAAGACACCGUCAACAGCACCAUCGAUCGAUGGAUGGCUUUCAUCGACCAGUUCGACUUCUUUCCCGAUCACAUUCCCGGGAAGUCGAACCGUUUUGUGGAUGCUUUUUCACGGCGUCCGGAUCAUUGUACCGCGGUUUACUCAACCUUCGAGAUCGACGAUGACCUGCGGAACAGCUUCAUCCGCGGCUACCAAGCCAACCCCGAGUUUUGCGACAAGUACGCGAAUUGCUCCUCUCCUAAUCCGGCGCCUUCUCACUACCGGAUCCAAGAGGGGUACUUGCUUUUCCACACACGGGGGAAGGACCUUUUUUGCGUACUGAGUGAUCCUCACUUGCGUACACGGCUUCUUGGCGAGUUCCACGAUGCUCCCGCCACCGGACACUUUGGAGUCAAUCGCACGAUUGGCCGACUUCGCGAGCGAUUUUGGUGGCCCGGCCUUCUCGGCGACGUCACACGCUAUUGCGAGUCAUGCGAGGUUUGUCGACGUUGCAAAUCCCGCAACCACCGUCCGUACGGCGAGUUACGGCCAUUGCCGGUCCUAUUGAGGCGAAGGGAAGCGAUUGCCAUGGACAUUACCGGCCCGUUCCCCAAGCACAAGACCGGAGUGGAUGGGAUUCUCACGAUGGUCGACCGACUCACCAAGUUCGCCAUGUUUUUGCCUUGUCGCUAUCAUGCCAAGGCACCGGAGUUGGCCGAGGUUCUCUGCGCCGGUUGGAUUCGAACCAAGGGUUACCCCAAGGAAAUCGUCUGCGAUCGCGACACUCGGUUCAAGUCCGAUUUUUGGUUGGCGCUCAUCAAGCGAUGGGGCUCAUCUCUCAAGCCCAGUUCAACGCACCACCCUCAGACCGAUGGCCAAACGGAGAGAGCGCACCAGACCGCACAGGUUCUCCUUCACACUCUCAUUCGUCCUGACCAGAAGGACUGGGUUGAGCGGCUGCCGGAUGUCGAGUUGGCCUACAACUCUUCCAUCCACCCCGCUAUCGGGAUAUCGCCUUUCGAGUUUGAGCACGGCUCGCCGGUCACUUCACCGUUGGACACUAUUACUCCACAAACGACUGAGAGCGACGACCAUCUUCUUUUCUUGCGUCGGAUGCAAGAGCUUCUUGUCAAGGCACGCGACCAAAUGGCUAAGACGCAGCAGCGCAUGAGCCAGCAGGCCAAUGGCCAGCGUCUUCCUUGCCCAUUUCGCGUCGGCGACCUCGUUUGGGUUUCCGCAGCGGAAUUCAGCCUUGAACAAGACAUCUCUCGCAAGCUCCUCCCGAAAUGGAUGGGGCCUUGCCAACCUAAUGAUGAUAGAGAUAAUGAUGAUGAUAGUAAUGAUGAUAGCGAUGAUGAUGGUGAUGUUGAUAAUGAUGAUGGUGAUGUUGAUAAUGAUGAUGGUGAUGAUGAAGAUGAUGAUGGUGAUGUUAGUAAUGAUGAUGAUGAUGAUGAUGAUGAUGAUGAUGAUGAUGAUGCGUCUCUGUCCUUCACGAUCAAGCAAUUGGAUGUGCCGAUUCUAGACGCGGUUAAGUGGACGCAAUGGUGGCAAGCCUACGUGGCACUCAAUUUUUGCCUCCUUGAGGUCGUCUUCCAUUGGGCGGAACUGAUAGACAUGAGUGCGGAGGACGAGAUCCCGGACGACGAGGUGGAGUUGCUGCUCAUCCAGGGGUGGAGAACGGACACGGAGGGAGAUUUUUUGGGGAUCUUAUUCGGAGAAGUGCACGACGGCCAUCUGAGCUCCAUUACGGAUGAACUGCUGGUGCUUCUAACCCGAGUGCUGGACGAUUUGCCAUUGGAGAUCCUCUCACAUUGUGACGAGAGGGCGAGGACAGCCACGAUCGCUCGUACCCUGAAGCCACAUCUUCUUCGGUCCACUUGUACGGAAUUGGAAAAGGGCAACUACUACUUACCCUCGAGAGGUGCAUACCUGAGCGUCGACAUCACUGAUCUCUCCACGUGGGACCCACUCAUCCGGCGCGUUCCUCUAGGAGAGACCAGCAAGGAAGCCGAAGAGGAGGAGGAAGAGGAAAGCCACGAGGGCGGCCACCGUCAAUAUACGGAAGGAGAGACAACGCCAGAAAAGGAGGAAUCGGGGGCUGAAUCAGACAAUCUCGAUUAUCAAGAAUCGGAGGACGGCGAGUCGGAAGAGGCCAGUUCGGGGCAGGUGGAGUCGGAGGAAGAAGAAGGUGGAUCGGGUGAGUCGCGUAGUCUCGACGAAUUGAGCAGAGAAGAACGAGAGGCUGUGGCACAGAGGAAACGGGCAGCAUCAGAAGGAAAACGACAGAUCCAAGAAUUAGGAGGGCCACCACCGCAACUGCUGCAAGGCGAUCCGGCGCGCAAUCCAGAACCACCGCGGGAAGAAGAUGAAAGAGAUGGAAACGCCACCGCAGAGGGAUCAAGAAGCCGGCGCCGCCGAAGAAGCAAACUCCCUUGGAAACUGAAUUCAAUCACUUUUCAAACGUUAGUAUACCUCGUGAGGGUGGGUGGUUGUUCUGGAAGUCGACCUGAAACUCAGGGCAUCAUGGAGGAAUUGCCGCAGACGAUUCCUUCCAAGACGGAGCUCUUAAUGAGAGCAGAGAAAUUGUGCUAUGCUGAGCGCAUGGCCCUUGCAGGUCAAAUUGGAAAGACCCAUCAGGGUUCAGAAGCAGUUGCAUCACUCAUAAAAGAGCUGACAUGUGCGAGCAUUCAACCAUCGCCAGCUGUGGGCAUCAAGAGCUUGAGUGGCAACAGUUCCUCCUUACUGACAGGCUCUGGCGAGACUACAGUUGCGGAGAACUACAUGUGCCAUCACCUGGGACUGGUCAUGGCUUCGUCAUACCGGCAAUCUUUACCCUCACGACGCAGUCAAUUGACCAUGGCAGCUCCGCCAUCAUCAUUGGCACCGGGGGAAAGUUCUUCCAUCUCUUCGAGCCCUAAUGUUGGCAUCGGAGAGGAGGUGCUGGAACGGCAGUGGAACUGCCGGUCGUUGCUUUUCAAGGACCUUGCAGCGAAAGAAGUUGUCAGGCAAACUGUGGAUGAUGAAUUGUUGCUGGAAAAGCUGACGCAGGCCUCAGCAAAAAUGUGUCGAAAGCUUGUUAAUGCAUGCGCGAGGCAACGCCGAGUGGCAGUGCUUGAGAGCUACUGUGACAAGCUCCGUGAAGCAGGGAAUGACGCCGAGGUUGUGCGCAUCUUGCAUUCUUGCAGCAGUGGCUAUGUUCGCGAACAUCUGCCUGCAGGCGACUGGACGGAAAGAAUGGCAAAAUUUCAUGGAGAAUUCCUACUUGACCUUUUGAGGGACAAGCUUCUGGCCACUGCUGGUGACAAAAAUGCGCAGAGGGAAGUGUGGAGUUCCUGGGUCUCCAAAAUACAGAGCUUGCACAGUUUGCUUUCGGCUGGCGAUUCACGACAACGGUGCAAGAAGUUUGCCGAGGUUCUUAUCGAGUUUUCUCCCUCUGAAAAUACUAGAAUGGAUCAGGUUUUUCAGUGUCUCAAGAUGCUAUUCGCACAGUCUGAAAAGGAAAUGGAGGUAUUCCUGACAAAGUAUGGCCCAAAAAACAUAGAUGGAUGGGAUGUUAGGUGCAUAUCAGAAACAGAUUGGCACGCAUCUGGGUUGAUCAGGCGAAGGUUUGAUCUAUACAUAGACCAGCUGCGAAGGUCUGCGGAAAUGACGACUGCUGCAACAUUCUGGUUGCAUAUACGUCCACAAGGUGACUGGAGAGAAAAUGAAUUUUCCAAUUGGUAUCAGCUAUUUUCUGGACACUUGAAGGCCUUUAAUCCACUGAGUAUUCAACUGAAUGGCCUGACAUCCAACCAGAUGAAUGAAGUAGUGUGGGUGGUCAGGCAGUUCAUGGAAUCGAUCAAGCCUUCCAAGGAGAACUGGGAGAAAUGGAGCAAGGGCGCAUCCGACAUGGCUCCUGGACGGUUGUCUGUUGCGCCGAUGUGGGAGAGCGAUGUGUUUUUUUUCCAUGAUUUUCUGAGAGAGACAUUGUUAGAGUUGUUUGAGUGGCCAAUGCACGAAAAGAAACGUUGCGAUUGGCCCACAAGGUCGGUCGUGAAGACAUGGCAGGCCAUGGAGAAAGUGUGGGUAUCUCACUGGGACUUCCUGAUGGAUGGGAUGUUUGCAGAUGGGAGUAUGCGCUUGUGUCAAAAUCCCAGGUGGUCAGUGCUUGCCUCAGAUCGUCUGUGGAACAUGGUGGUGAGGUUUUCCCCUCAGCGCAUCGGUAUGUUCUUUGAUCGCCUAGAGACCUUCCUUGACCAACGGUGGGCCCACGCACGGGAACUGCAUAUCAAUGCAGAUCCUGUGAUCAGUCAGGUCUAUGAGGGCUUCUGCUCUGCUUGGCUGAAUUGGUACCCUACUCGGGAUUGCUGGCAUCCUGCAACUCGGUAUUGCUGGCAUCCUGCACAAUGUUACAAUGAUGAUGAUAAGAACACACUCCCCACUGAUCUUCAGGCGGAGACACAGGCCGUGUGUGACAGAAUUGUUUCCCACUGGUGGCAGCACCACAUGAUGCCAGGUCUUGCGAAGGGACAGUGGAAUGUAAAGUCAGAAAAGGUCGUGGUGAAGCUUUUUGCUUUGGGGUCACCAGAUGUGAGGAGCGAGCUGAUUGGGAAAGCAUUCCUUGGGGGCUCCAUAGUGGAGGAAUCCCCCUUCAGAUCUUCUCAUUCUUCCUUGCCUCUGGAGGUAACAGGGAAGCACACCACUUGGAAUGAGACUUGUCAUGAGGACGUCAUACCGUUGCUGGAAUCGUUGCUGUGUACAGAUCCUCGGCCGGCCAAGGAAAUUGACUACGACAGCUCGCUAUCAGGCACUGAUACUGAUUAUCUUUAUACAAAGCAAUGGCCUCUUCUCCUCCGAUUGGUUUGCCUGCUGCCCAACCAGGCACGUGGGAGGGUUGCUACAAUGUUGCGGGAAAGCCAACAGGUGCAGAGCCAGUUUCUGCGCUAUGUGAUGUCAAUUACUGACCUUACAAAGCUGAAAGAGCAAGAUGAAAUGAUCAAACAAUGCUCAUUGCCUAGCCCUUCUGAGCGUCAGGAGGUUGCGGCAGCAUUGUAUGCUGCCAGUCUACGCACAGCUACGCAUAUUGAACUUGAGCGUACCAUCCAGUUGCUUGUCCAGAAGGUUAGGAGUGCGGUGUCUGAAGAACAGGACUCCUACUUCGACGUGCUUUUUAGUCACAGGGACAAAUAUCUGGAGCUCUGCAUUUCUUCGAAUUCAUGGUUCAUGUCAGGAUCCAGCGAAGAACAGGUUCUUCCAGGGAUGAACACUUGCCAGGAUGAACAGCGAUUUGUGCAGUCAGGGCAGCAAACAGCAGUCAAGUCACUGGGAAACAGGGACUUUGCAGAAGGUCAGAAGACCCUGUGGUUGCAGCUUUUGCAGGACGUUUGUGCUUCCUCGCAAGCCAGAUGGGCACCUAGUAGGAUGGAUUCUUGCUCUGACUUUGCAGAAGAUGUGUUGACUCGGGUUGCUCAGUCCUGGAAGGGCAGUGAGUCGCAAAGCGAGGUGUGUUUGCCAUACCCAGCACCUGCAUGCUCUUGGUGGGACCUGGGUGUAGAGAUGCAGUGGCGAAUACAUGUCCAAAAGCUCGGGUCAGGUGAACUGGCUCGAUCGUCCUUCAUCAUUGCUUUGGAUUGGCCGAGCUUUGAUUGGGUGAGUCGGUCACAUGAGAAUUAUGCCACUUGGGAAGCAAGAGAGAUGUGGGUGCAGCGAUGCAGACAGUUGUGUGAUGCUCUGUAUUUCUCAUACGAAAGGUUGUUUCACAGUACUGGUGGCAACCGUGUGGGGGUAGUGGGCUGCCAGCAGUUAGAUGCUAUGGUGGAUGCAUGUGGAGCAUUGUGGACCGAGGUUCCCCGCCUGGUUGGAGUCCUGAAAGAAAAGCUUGCUCUUCUGCAUUGUGGGCAUGGUGGCAUGGAGGAAGGGACAGGUGAAGUGAAGGAAAUCAGGGAGCUGUUCAAGAAACUUCUCGACAAUCAUUCCCGUGGUCCAGGUGCAUCUAUGCAGAAGCCUCGAAGGAAGCGUCAGGGAGGGCGACAAGCGAAGACACGCAGACCUCUCCAUAGGAGCCGACAACCCUGGUAUGCUGUAAGUGUGCUGCGUGAAUUUGUGAAUGGUGAACUCCAAGAGCGCACUGCAGGCAGGGCAUUCGACGUUGUUUUCAUGUGGUAUGUCGACAGAGUAUUGGGCUCUCAGAGGAAUGGAUUGAGUAAGGUGGCUGCAAAACGAGAGGCUGUGACGUGGCUCAUAAGCGAAUGUGCUUCUGCAAUACACCUCCGCUUCGUUCAGCAGUUCAUGUUGCACUAUGCUCAGGAUAUGCUAACUCCAUUCCUGCAAGGGAAGGAGUUGUUUGAGGGACGGUUCUAUAUUGACCCAUGGGAUGAACCAGAAUAUGGUGAACCCCAGAGGCUAGCUAGCGAGAGGUCCGUGGAUGGUAAUGUGAUGAAUAAACAAUUUAUUAUCAAGGCAACAAGCAAUCUGCAUCGACUUAGUACGGCACAAUGCAACAUGCUGCUGGAGCAGCUGGGCCAUGAGUGCGCUGAUGUGUGUGUGCCGCUAAGCCGACGAAGUCAGUGCGCACAGCGUAUAACGUACUUGCCUGUUUUCUCACCAUCUUGCCUGAUGUCUGUCCUUGCGAGAUGGGGAGGUGCGGAACUGGAUGCAGAAGCAGCCACUCUGCAGACUGACACCUCCAGCCACUACCUCUCUGAUGAAAGUGAUUAUGUGAUGUGCCCUUCAGACAUCUCUGAAUUAUCUGAGAGUAUAAAGGAGAUGGACUUGGAGAUGCCCACUGUGGAUCGAGUAACAGCUGAGUCAGAAGCAUCGUUGGCUUCCCCUCACUUUGUGGACUAUGCACCGAGCCUGCCUGCGGCAGUGCUUCUGGAGUUGUUUAAGGGCCUCAAACGAGUACACGAGCCAUUGGCCUCACUCCCGCUUGCAGCAGCAGAGCCUGUUGUUGCUGCAUUUCCGGUGGAAGUGAGUUUGCCUCUUAUUUGGAUCUGUAUGCCUCUCUACCCGAUGGAUGCGAUCUGGAAAACAAUUGAUCAGCUGGCGACAGUCGCAUGCAAGAAUAGGAUGAGGAUGGUCACAAUUAUGAAAGACAUUGUUCGACUAGCAAUCUGCAGCUUGCAGCAGCCAGUGCUUACAGCUGGAGGGCACGAUGAGCAGGCAAUCAGACUCAGAUCCCUUUCUCUACUCAAAAGGCUGUGGUACGGUAAAGUCACUCAUUGUGAUGUUCUGUUCGUCAUCUUGCGAGAAGUUGCUGGUCUUGCAGUUCAGCCAAACACAAGCCCUGAAGUUCUGAAAGUUGUGUGGGGUAUUUUGAGGUCGAGCCUGACGCGCUGCCGCAGCAAGAGGGAAGUGCUUGCUGCACUCAUGCUAGGCAUACCGGAGCCUUUUUUGAAGUCCGCACUCCACCGCACAUAUACUAAGGAGGAUUUCCGACGUCUGGGAACACAAGUAAAUGCGUUCUGCGAUUUUUUGUCAACAAAGAAGGAGUUCAGCAUCCCCACAGAGAUGUGUAGGCAGUACUUUGAGACCGCCAUAGCCCCCAUCUGCGAGCAUUCCAGGAUAAGCGCGGAGGAACGAGGUCUUAACAAAGCUCCUUCACCAUUUGAUUGGGUCAUUCAUGCUUAUGCUGUUACGUCUCUGGGAAUGUGGGCUGAUGUGAUUCUUCAUGACCUGGGGAUUGAACCCCAGGUGACUCAGUUAGCGAAACAAGUGGCUUUGGACCUUUCCAUAGCAUUUGUUCUCCAUCCAAAUAUAGAGUUUCGGAAAAUGAACUGGUUUAUGCAGUGUUGCUGCAUCGGUGUGUUACAGCAAGGAGGUGGGUUGACUUCUCGCCGUCCUCCCAUUGAAAACCACACAGCCUCCACUGCCAGCGUAUCGAGGUCUCCUGAUAAUCAGCACCUGAAAGAAGCCCUCUCUGUGUAUCUUUCACUGUUCCAAUCGGACGGCAAUAGCCACGAUGACCACCAUCGUCAUGCCCUUUUAGAAGCAUGGAGUCUGGAGUGGCAUGGAUUUGCGCCAUCCAGUCCAUUGCCAUUGUGGAUACAGCGUGUUAUGAAAGAGCACAUGGUCAACUUGUCUUUUGUGUUGAUCAACACACAUCAUGAACAAAUUUUGGAGUAUGGAACAAGGGUUGACGAUUGGACCAUUGCGCACUGGGAGGCCCUCUGUGGGGUGGCAUUGGUGGCCGAAAGGCUUGCUGGUGAGCAGCUAUUUCUCCAAGAGAUCUGGUCCAUUCGAAUCACUUCUUUAGUUCGUGCAGUUUUGGGAGCCAUCAAGAGUGACAAUAGCUUGGAGGGGCUUGAUUUGUUGAAGGAAAAGAUGACGGAGUGUUUGCUAAUCCAUGAAAGACUGGGUUGUCCCAUGUCAGGUAAACAGGUCGUCGAGUUCCUAUACGGAGCACAUUGCGAUGUUGAUUUGUUUUAUGAAGAAAAUAUGAGCACACUUCUGCAGUGGGCAGUUGUGGAUGCUAUACUCGGUUGCGAUCUGCCACUCGGCUUCAUGGGAAGGUGCAACCGGCUGCAGUUAUGUUUGCAAUUCUUGACCAUGAACCUGAACACCCACGGACUCAUGUUGGUACCUGAUGCCCUCCGCAAUGACCUGACAAGUCGCAUAAAGACUGGAAAGCAUAGAAUUCUGAAGGUGAUAGCGGAUUUGCUCCACAGCUGCGCCGAGGACAGUGCUGGAGAACAGCAAGGACUGGCUGUGGCGGACUCGCACGAAAGACAGGUCACGACAGUAGCAGUAGCUGAUUUAAUGGAGCGCUGGGAGCUCGUAAAGGGAUGCCUGCAGCUGUUGGCCAAUCAGUAUAACCUGUUCUUUCCAGGCAAAGACGACAUAGCACUGGGCAAUGUUGUUGAUGGGAUAGUGACGUUGCUGCAGCAGUGGAGGGGGCGUACGCAGCUCAAGGGAUCCGUAGUUGCAAUCAUAAAAAUACUGAUAGCAAUACUGGAAAAGGCAUCCCUGCACGCAUCGACUGUUAACGUGCCGGCAGUCCUUAGUGUGUGGCUGUCGAAGUUCAUGGGAACCUGGAAAUCUGCUGAGCAAGUUACAAUGGAGUGUUCAAAUUCUGAGGCCGAUGGCAGCAACGGUGUUCUAGACUUGUGUGAGCUCAUUGUGAUGAACUUGAUUGCAGACGCACCGGACCUGGUUGCGAGCAUUCUCACAAAUGCUUCGGAGUUCUCACUCCUUGGCCUGUGUGCUGUUCGAGCUGCGUGCUGUGGGACUCGUGAGGAUAUUGACUUCGAGCAGGUAACUUCCUGUGGAACAGAUGCGACAGAGGCCUGCGGAACAGAUGCGACAGAGUCCUGCGGAACAGAUGCGACAGAGGGAGUUGUUGACUUGUACUCCGCCUGGUGCAAGAAACCGAUGAUGAUCCCUUCUUCUUCGGAAUUCUCUUCCAAACCUGCUGACGAUCCCAGGUUGGGCACUGUCAGUGGAAGAAUCCAGGAAAUACAGGAAUCGUUCCUGGUUCUCAUGUCCCAGGUGGAGACUGAUGUGCAUUUGUUGUUGAAGAGUGUGGAUGUCAGUGAUCGACACUUUGCAGUCACGCACGGGGUAGAUAGGUCACAGACAACAGUCAGUCUGCGGAAACGAUCCAGAGGCGAAACCGGGGAGGACAAGGAGAGACAGCCACAAACCAUUGGGGAAAGGAGACAACUGGUAAUGCGAACACAGGAGAAGUACUGGAAAACUGCGUUGCAUAUUUUAGCUAAGCAUACGCAGUACCUUUUCACCCCAAGCACGGCGAAGCGAACCAUCCAGUUUACGAAAAAGGCGUUGGCAAUGCAGGCUUGCUUUCCUCUCAAGGACUGGCAAAGGGCAGGGUGCUCAAAGUGGACAGAACUGAAUGUGGUUGUGAGUGCCCUGGAUAUACUGGAGAGUGUCUAUGCCAGUGACAAGAAGGAUGGUGACGAUGAUGCCAAACUGUCGCUGAAAAAUGGGACGUUGGAAGCUCUGGCCGCAUUCAUCGGGCCUUUUGGCGGAAAUGGCGAUGCAAGGAGAGUGACUUUCGAAGACAGCGAAGAGACCGUUGUUGAUGACCCUUAUGGUUCUUUGACGGAGGAUCACGCGGUCAACUUCAGGCAGCUAUGCUUAUACGUUGGCUUUCAACUAUUGAAGUCUACUGGCCCUCACUAUUUACACAGACAGACCUGGAGCAUUGGAGAUCAGAGGAGCGGCAUGGAGAGAGACACAAACAGCAGUUGGAGCGGACGUGGAACAUUCCAAGUGUGGGAGCCGGAGUUUGUUGCAGCCUUAGAUGCUAUCAGCUUGCAGAAGAUUGAUCUCAAACUAGUGGCUGAGACACACUCCUUACGGGUCGUUGACACUUGGGCACUGUUCAGAGGAGGCAUACCCGACAUAGUGUCACAAAGCUAGAGUAGUAUAAGGAAAAAAAGAUUCUUCGACCACCGGGCAAGCAAUGAAAAACCAUCCCUGCU